AUGUCGGAGCGCUCGUCGGGCGGCCGAAGCCGCGGCGGUCGCUACCUCAAGCCCGACACCGCGCGGAAGCAUUUCAUCUUCCACAUCGCCUUCGAGAACCUCCAGCGCGGCGUGCUGCCGACGCCGCACGACUUCGACAUGCUCUUCGGGCCCGCGCCCGUCAUCAACGUGCCCUCGACGCCUGAGAUGCAGCGGUGGAUCGACGAGCGUUCAGGUUGGCGCGAGAAGGCGAGCACGCGCGAGCUGCCCGCCUCGGGCGAGCAGACGCUCCUCGCGAGGUACUUCAGCGUGGGGCCCCGCGCCUCGACGCUCGCGCGCGCGGGCGCGCGCCCCGGCCGGCCGCCGGACUACGUCUUCGACUUCGGCAACUUCGAGGGCGUCGCGUUGAAGAAGAUGUUCCUGCGCAAGACCGUGGCCAGCAAGCCCUCGACGAACCGCGCGACGGGCGAGGACUUCUGGCAGCAUGGGCCCGACUACAUCAAGUGGCUCGCGGGGGACGAGUUCGAUUGGCAGUUCCCGAAGCACACGCUCAUGUACCUCGAGCUCAAGGCGAGCAUCGGCCGGCCCCUCGAGCUCUCCAACAGCAUGUGGCUGCUGCCGGACCUGCGGCGCGCGGCCGCGGCCUUCGACGAGUACAUGAAGGACGCGUUCCCGUCGCUCGGCGCGCCGUCUCCGGAGCCCGCGACGCCGUCGCAGCCCAUCUUGCGCUGGCUGAGGCCACAGCUGGGGCUCGACCUCGACGUGCUGGGCUUCGACGCGCUCGACGUCGACGCGCUCGGCUUCCAGGCGCUCGGCUUCCAGGCGCUCGACCUCGACGUGCUGGGCUUCGACGCGCUCGACGUCGACGUGCCGGGCUUCGACGCGCUGGGCUUCGACGCGCUCGCAGAAUGCAGCCAAGGCGCCGGCGACCCCGAGAGAAGGGACAAGCUCAAGCGGAAGCUGGAGGCCAUGUCGGGCACGUUCACG
Aureococcus anophagefferens is the source of this 966-nucleotide messenger RNA. RefSeq lists its product as hypothetical. The record is from RefSeq and is a predicted model, not a curated record. The transcript is spliced from 3 exons. NCBI's taxonomy places the organism in Eukaryota, Pelagophyceae, Pelagomonadales, Pelagomonadaceae. The annotation marks the transcript as partial.